Molecule: messenger RNA, 501 nt
Organism: Punica granatum (pomegranate)
Lineage: Eukaryota; Viridiplantae; Streptophyta; Magnoliopsida; Myrtales; Lythraceae
Source: RefSeq, a predicted model, not a curated record
AUGACCACCAACAUGGCGGAAUUGUUCGCCCUACUCAGAGGACCGAACUGCGCAUCCUCAAGCUCUACACCACCUUCGGGACAAGGACCAACGGUCGACCCGACAUCUUGGAUUCCGCCAACCCAAGUUUCGGAAAACACUGAUGCUCCUGCACCGCCAACGACAAACAUGGCCGCGGCCCACCCAUUUACCAUCCCUAUUCCACCACCACCGGCCCCCGCAGCUGUCCCUCUUCCACCGGUGGCGUUCCUCGCUUCGGAUCAGGUCCUAUCCGCACCGCCACCUGUUUCCAUGCCGGCCCCAGCUGCAGUCUAUACCGUCCCUCUGCCAAUGGUUUUUCCGGCGCCAAGCGCACCUGCUCCGGCUCACCCUCAAGCCACAGAGCUUCCCUCCUACUCGCCUCUACAACCUCACACCAACUUCCCCUACCAAGCACCGCCACCCAUAAACACUACUUUCCUCGAACCAGGCACGCCGACUCAGGCGGCCCAGUUCACCUGA